ACUGAAAUAACAAAUUUUUGGCGAGGACAGUUUGUUGUAGUUGUGGCCUUAUCCACCCUGGCACUAGUCGACCUCACAUUGGCUGGUCAUGCCCAUAGCUUUGCCCAUUUCCAUGGACCAGUUGAGGGACCAGGUCAUGAGAUCACUGUCCACGAUAAGCAUGGACACCAUACUUAUGAUUACGUCGCUCAUCCCAAAUAUGAAUUUUCUUAUGGCGUGGAGGAUCAUCAUACCGGAGAUUAUCAUGGUCAGAAGGAACAACGCGAUGGUAAGCACGUGACUGGUGAAUAUACAAUAAAAGAGCCAGGCGGUAAUGUGCGUACAGUCAAGUACCACGCAGAUCCCCAUGGAGGAUUUUUUGCUCAUGUGCAUAACAGUGGUGGAAAUGAUCACUCUGGUGGUACUUAUGGUGGUCACGGUCAUGAGUACAAUGCUCAUGACAACUAUUGAACACUAUUGAAACAUCCAUCAUAUAAGAGAC
Molecule: messenger RNA, 481 nt
Organism: Ceratosolen solmsi marchali
Lineage: Eukaryota; Metazoa; Arthropoda; Insecta; Hymenoptera; Agaonidae
Product: cuticle protein-like
Exons: 2
Cellular component (GO): extracellular matrix
Source: RefSeq, a predicted model, not a curated record